AUGGUAGUGAGUGACCCAAGUGACUGUGACAAGUUAACAGAAUUAAAUACAUCUCUAAAUAAAUCAACAGCAAUUGUAGAAAGCCAGGAUUCAUCAAAAGCAAAAAGCCGUAAGUCAAUAACACUUAAUACAUCAAUAACAGCUCCAAUAAAACGUUACUCUCCAGACCUUGAAUCAACACCUAAGCGCAAGAGUAUUCUAAAAGUCAGGGGAAGUUUUUCGGAUGAUCAUAAGAUGGACUUGGACUUGGACUUAUCUGACCAUGAACAAGCCAGCGUGGGAAGUGGAGACAAUUUUUUGAGCAAUUCUGCGGAAUUCUACCAAUCUCUAGAAGACUUUGUAGCUCAGGAGCGCUUGAUUCCUUGCGAAGGAGAAGCUUCCUUCUGCUGCCAGGACAUCGAAGAGGAUGAUGAGCUAUUUUUGAUUGACAUCCCCAGGCACCUAAAUCCCCAUGAUCUGCUCGGUGUGACUCUGGACACUGAAAGAAGCAAGAAGAAGCUCAAGAUUAGUGAUCAGAAGUACACCUGGGUCCCUGAUGAAGAGAGCAGAGACAUUACCUGCAUUUUUCCUACCAGAGAAGACAAGAAGCCCUUCCGCGCGCUCAGUGUCAAGGCUUUGGGGAAAAUUUGUAUCAGUAAGGCUAAAAUUGCUGAUAAGCUAGAAGAGGAGAUGGAUGAGGAAGAGAAUUGUCAAGAAGAAAAGAAAGUACUCUUUCCUCAAGGGUUGAAAGCUAGGAACCCUCUGUCCGGAGAACCAGCCAAGGUCAAGAAAGGAAAGAAGGUCAAGGUUAAGAAGGAGAAAAACAGUUCUGAUGAAGAUUAA
Messenger RNA from Cotesia congregata, 822 nucleotides. NCBI's taxonomy places the organism in Eukaryota, Metazoa, Arthropoda, Insecta, Hymenoptera, Braconidae. The record is from the annotation of a GenBank genome assembly.